This is a messenger RNA of Ilex paraguariensis (yerba mate), 564 nucleotides long. The record is from the annotation of a GenBank genome assembly. NCBI's taxonomy places the organism in Eukaryota, Viridiplantae, Streptophyta, Magnoliopsida, Aquifoliales, Aquifoliaceae.
CUGACCUCGGCCCCAGAUUUUAAAGAUCAAAAGCUUCAUGAUGAGAUUGACUUCGAGUUUCUGGGCACCAAUGGUACAUUACAAACAAAUGUGUUUGCUAAUGAUGAUGGGCAUAGAGAGCAAAAGUUUCAGCUCUGGUUUGAUCCUACAAAGGAUUUUCACACUUACGAAAUUCUCUGGAACCAAUACCAAAUAGUGUUCUUCGUGGACAAAAUACCCAUCAGAGUGUUCAAGAACAACACAGCACUUGGUGUGAACUACCCAUCAAAUCCAAUGCAAAUAGAGGCAAGCAUAUGGAAGGCGGAUUGGGCAGGACAGGUUAACUGGAGUCAAGCACCAUUCAUUGCUCACUACCAAUACUUCAACAUAGAUGGCUGCCCAACCCAGCAAAAGUCAAUCUCUCAGCAGUGUUAUUCUCUCCAGUAUGAGUGGAACAAGAGAGAGCACUGGGAACUCAGCCCUGUUCAGAAACAACAGUACGAACAAGUUAGAAAAGCACAUCUGGUCUAUGACUACUGUUCUGACAAAUCGAAGAAUCACCCAGAAUGCCCGAGUAAUAAAUAG